GAAUAGUAUCAACAUUUUAUCUGUCUAAUUGAAGACUUAAAUGUGACACUAAUAAUAGAUACUGUAUGGUAACUGCUUAAUCAAAAAAGAGCUAUGCGCUGGCUUCACGUCGAACCGUAUAAAAGCUCAGGACGAUGCUGAGAUAAUUUCAAACAUCUAUCCAAUUAACGACAUAUCGCAUCAUGGGGAACAAAAGCAUCAUCACGAUCGUUACACUGAGUCUCGUUGUCGGUUACUGUUCAGUGUUUGCGGAUAAUCCCUGCCUGAAAGGACCUCCAGUUCCAAAGAAUGCGGCCGAAUGUUGCGUCACCCCAUCUCUCGUAGAACCGAGCGCCUUCAUGGCUUGUCAUUCGAAGUGGAUCGGUCAAACCAAGCGCCAGAUGGCGCUGGAGGGCAUUCCACGUGGUUGCUGCGUAGCGGAGUGUGUAAUGAACUCAACGAAUCUCUACUCCAACGGUAAAAUCGAUCGUGAGGCACUGACCAAGCUGUACCAGAGUUCUACCAAAACGAUGGCUCCCGAAUGGAACCAGAUUACGCUCGAUGCGAUCGACGGUUGUUUCAAGAUGGCGGACUCGAUGAAGGAUGAAAUUGAGGCCGGUGCGCAGUUAACGCCAGCGUUUGAAGGUGAACAGAUCUGCCACCCGAUCUCGGGUACCAUAUUGGCCUGCAUGGGUAUGACACUGUUUGCCGAGUGUCCUGCUAAGCUGUUCACCGUCAACGAUGAUUGCAACAAGCUGAAGACGUACCACAGCAAGUGUCCAUUUUUGUAAGCGAUUGAUGAACGUUGGCGAAGGAAGAAUCUGAUAUACUUAUACAAAAAAACCUUAAUAAAAAUUGCACCUAUCGCACUAUGGCAAACUGUAAA
This is a messenger RNA of Anopheles stephensi (Asian malaria mosquito), 865 nucleotides long. RefSeq lists its product as uncharacterized. The transcript has 4 exons. The record is from RefSeq and is a predicted model, not a curated record. Bases 183 to 770 code for a protein of 195 amino acids. Gene Ontology annotation, molecular function: odorant binding. Lineage: Eukaryota; Metazoa; Arthropoda; Insecta; Diptera; Culicidae.